Molecule: messenger RNA, 1165 nt
Organism: Toxoplasma gondii ME49
Lineage: Eukaryota; Apicomplexa; Conoidasida; Eucoccidiorida; Sarcocystidae
Exons: 2
Coding region: 488-1165 (225 amino acids)
Source: RefSeq, a predicted model, not a curated record
AUUCAAAGAAUCGUUUCUUUCGUGCAGACACAAGAAAUCAACUCGGCACCAACGCGUCCUCGGCGUUCCUGAGAUGUGGCAUCGCGGAGCGAGUUCCUGUGUGAGCGACUCUGCAGUUGCAUGUUCGGGUGUAUGUACACCCGAGGACCCCUCGAUGUUUCCUCCCACAACUUCUCCGCCGCUCUUUCUGAACUGGAUGUUGUUGAGUAGGAGCGCGGAAUGAAGUUUUCCUUUCACCUGCCACGGCGGUGUUUUGUGUUGUGUGCACACGGUCGCGGGCAUUUCUGGUGUCUCCCGAACGCCUUCUUGUCCACUUCCUUGGCUCGGCCGGGAAGUGUACGUACACCGUAAUUCGCCGCCGACUGAUCUCCUCGCCUUUCCAGGUGUAUGUACACACCUCGGCCUCGCCGCGUCACGCUUUACGCGCCUCCAUCUCUUUCGCUAGCUCCUCCUUGCUCGCCCCUCGGCAAAGCCAUGAAGCCUCGCGAUGUGCGCUUCUCCUUCUCCCUCUUCACAUCCGCUCUCUCGCCUCCGCACGGUGCUCCUCCUCGUCUUUGUCAUCACUUUUGUCUGUGCUGAGCAGACAUGGAGACCGAAGCCAAAGGCGGAGAAACGCGCCCGGAAUUUCCAGCGAGCAUUCGAGGAGCGGGAGAAGGCCGCCGCGCGUGAAGCGAAGAGGCGUCUGCUGCUGCAGCGCGAGUGGUUCAGACAGCAAGAAGAAGAAGACCGGCAGCGAGAGGCCGAGCGGCUGGAGCUGACGAAACGAGAGGGACCUGCGAAGCCCCAACAUGCAGAUGCUCCCCAGGAGCUCCGAGGUACAGAUGCGCCUCAGGGGGCGUCGGGCGCAUCGACCGGGAGUCGGACAUUGACUGAACUUGUUCAGCAGGCGAUUUCGAGUUCUGGACAAGCUCUGAAACACCGGGAGAACUGGGUCGUGGUGGGCAGCACGCAGCGAAAGGCUCGACGGAGAGACCGCCUUCCGUACAGUCAGCGAGAGUUUGUGAAGCAAGUGUUCUCGCACUUGUCUGAGGAAGAUCUCGAGAAAGAAGUCACGAAGGCCGAGCGCGCCUGGAGAGGCGACAUGCUUCUCGAUGAACUCGAAGAAGAAAUUGGAGGCCCCGACGCCCUCGCUCCCGGAGGCGGCCCAGGCGGGUCCGUCCGGUAA